ACUGAUUUAAAUAUGACAACCAUACACCACCAUAUAUAUCGUCAAUCCUUUGGUUUUUCUUCUCCCUCAGCAAUAUAUCAUAUAUGAGAACCAUAAAUAGGUAGAUAGAUAUAUUCGACGAAAAAGGAUAGUCACAGCUCCCAGGCACAUCAUCCACGGCGAUCACCACAAGAAUCUUGUGGCUCGAGCCCAAAAAACCAAAACCAAAGGAAUCCACAUUCUCCAACCCAUCCAUCAAGCUCAAAAUGACCUAAUCUUCUGCUGCCUCCUGAUCGGCAAGAGGAGGGAAGUAAAUGAGGAAGAAAGACCGAAGAGGACAAGGGAUCAGCUAGGCAAAGCUGAAAAAAUCGGAAGCAGAGCAUCACAAUAAAGGUAUUCGAUCAAGAGCUCAAACUUACCAAUGUCGAUCUCACCAGAAUUGCCAUGGCGAGGUGCUGCUGCAUUCUUUCGCCAACCUGUGAACAGAUCUGAUGAACUUGCAGCUCAAUCCCUAAUAGAAGCAAUCUACAAUUAUAAUGUCAGGUGCUCGAUUUCAUCAAAUUUGCCUGCCAUUGAGUACAGAAGUAGUGAUGGAGAAAUAGAUAUCAUGCGCCAUGUGUUCCGAUGGGAUAAAGCUCCAUACAAAUAUGUCUUUCAAAAUGGAUUUGAAGCAAGGAGACAAGACAAAGACGCUCCUGAUGAAACUUAUUUCAAUUUGGAGCAUUAUGUAACUACCGGCGGGAGGCCUAUUGACACUCGAAGGGAUACAACUCAUGCCUAUGUUAGCACUACAAUAAGUAGUUCGUGGUAUCCCAGUGUCAACCCUGGCAGUGUAGAUCUCUUAUACCGUUAUGAGAUAUAUGCCCCCGGAGGAAUAUGGGUUUCUCAAACAUUGGGCAACAGAUAUAGCUACAGUGCUCAAGAUGAGGUUGCCUUUCCUGCCGGCAUUGCUACUCAAUAUAUUCGAUCAGCGCAAAUUUUUGAACUCACAAAUGCCAGCAAACAUACAGAACGCAGACGAGUGAAUACCAUUUUAUACAGAAACAAGAAUUUCAAUCCUAAUUCACAUCCAGAGAGGAGGCUCAGGAUACAGAGCCCAGUUUGCCAUUACAUGGAUGAAAAUAAUCAGAGGAAGAAACUAGUAAUUCAGGAAGUCCCAGAACGACAUUUGUCAGUGGACGAUGCAAAUGAUGAGGUAAAUGAGUACUAUACAGAGGGAGUCACUAAUGUUGACAACUACAUUGACUCAGCAUUUCGCUCUACACGGAAGAAUGAAGCCUAUAUUUUCAUCAAGGAAGAGAAUGUUAUCAUCAACUACGGUCCUGCAACAAGAGAUGACAAAAUAAUCAGCGGCCUAAGGUAUAUAGGCAAUAUUUUCCACUCUCUUGUGGGCACUUCUUUUGCCGAGCAUGGGAUAGAUGCGGCUUUUGGUUGCCAUGAUAAUGAUGGACUUUUCUGUCCUCGUAGUGAAGCCAUGAUCUUUUCUGGGAAUCUUUGUGCAAGGAUAAACUUUGCGCCACGGACCACUAGGGAUCGGAUUAUACAAGGUCCUAAAACCAUCUGGCAGAUGUUUCCCUUCUUCAAAGGGACCAAUUUUGUGAAUGGGAUAGAUGCUGCGUUUGAAUCCACUGUGGCCAGUGAAGCCUACCUGUUCAAAGGCUCAGAGUAUGCUCUCAUUGACUAUUCCAAGCUAAUCCUGAUAAAGAUGUGCGCCAUAACGGAUGAGUUCAAGUGCUUUCGUAACAGCGACUUGUUUGCAAGAGACAUUGGAGCUGCCCUUGCCUCUCAUGUGUCCAAAGACGCCUACCUGUUCAAGGAUAACAACUAUAUUCUGUUUAACUUUACCCCUAGGGAAACAAAUCACUAUAUCAUUGGUGGUCCGAAGGAGAUAGUUCCUAGAAACUGGCUCUCAUUGAAGGGCAUCCUGCCCCGCAAGAACAAGGGAGUUGACAUUUACAAGUUUACCCAACCAAACCCUGUGCGCGACCAGGACGACUAGUAAUGAGAUUUUAUUUAACUAUGCAUGCAAAGUGCGUUUGUUGAUUCUGAUUGUUCAUCUGUUAGUAUGUGUACUUUCCAGUGGGAGUUCCUUGCGUGGCUUGCUGAUCCACUUCCUGUUUGUGUAGCUAUUACCUUGCUGAUAAUAUCAUAUAUUGACUAGAUGUACUUCUUGUUGUGAUAUUUAGGCCAAUGGACUAUAUAUAGACACUUGUCUCUAAAUGGGCCACUAGGCCCAUCACAGGUGCAGCUUAAGAAGGAGCCCGCGUAGGAGGAGUCAUCUUAGUCUUAUAUUGCUUCUCAAUAAAAGAGAGGCAUCUCUACCACCCCAUAUAUCGAGAGAAGGGGUUCUCAAGUUGUACACUGUCAGAAAUCAAUAAAGUUGGGAGUCAUUGGACUA
Molecule: messenger RNA, 2377 nt
Organism: Lolium rigidum
Lineage: Eukaryota; Viridiplantae; Streptophyta; Magnoliopsida; Poales; Poaceae
Exons: 4
Coding region: 401-1978 (525 amino acids)
Source: RefSeq, a predicted model, not a curated record